AUGUCUACCCAGUCUUGCGUCCCACCACAAUACGCGCCUUCGUCUAAGGCUCUCCAGUCGACCUCCUCCUCACUGCUUUCUCUUACGUUCAGACCCCAUGCUUGGCUAUGUGCCUUUGCCCGCAGCUCCAUCCUGACUGUUCUCGACGAAGCUAUCACCAUCGGCCACCUUACUAUUUCUGACAACGACGGCACCCACCACUAUGGCCAGUACUCCAAGGGCGGCAACAACGUUCACUUUAAAGUCGUCAACGACAACUUUUGGCUUCGCAUUAUGCUAUCGGGCGAUCUUGGAUUCAGCGAAGCCUAUAUGAUUGGUGACGUCGAAGUUGCGGACCUGAGAGGCGCGAUGAACCUCUGGCUCGAAAAUCAAAACGGGAUGGAAGCAACCCUGUCCUCCAUCGUAUCCAAAAUCUCCUCUGCCGUCUCAGGACUAUAUAAUGGCAUCCUCGGCCAAACCCAGUCUCAGGCCCGGCUAAAUGUUAUCGCCAGCUAUGACCAAUCCAACGAAUUGUUCAAGGCGUUCCUGAGCAAGGAGAUGAUGUAUUCAUGUGCCCUUUGGGACUCGCCAGAGGGUGGCGUUCGAGGCGAUCUCGAGUCUGGGCCUACUCCGGGCGAUCUCGAGUCGGCCCAACUACGCAAAAUUCACCAUGUGCUUCGAAAAGCUCGCGUCAGACCUGGUGAUCGCAUCUUGGAGUUUGGGAGCGGGUGGGGAGGGCUUGCUAUCGAGGCUGCGCGUUCUUUUGGCUGCGAGGUCGACACUCUCACCCUAUCGAUUGAGCAAAAAAAGCUGGCCGAAGAGCGCAUCAAGGAAGCUGGUCUUGAGAGCCGCAUUCGUGUUCAUUUACUCGACUAUCGGGAAAUCCCCGCCGAGUUCGAAAAGUCCUUCGACGCAUUCGUUAGCAUUGAAAUGCUCGAGCACGUUGGCUCUAAAUACUACUCUCUCUAUUUCAAACUCGUGGACUUUGCCCUAAAAUCAUCACGAGGAACUGUCGUCAUCAGCGCCUCCACCUUCCCUGAAUCGCGAUACACCGGCUACCAAGCCGAAGACUUCAUGCGGAAGUAUAUGUGGCCCAAUUCAUGCUUGCCGAGUGCGACCGCACUAAUAACGGCAGCACAAACUGGAUCGCAGGGUCGAUUUACGCUAGAGGGCGUCGAGAAUCACGCAGCUCACUACCCCCGAACGCUUCGGGAAUGGGGCCGCCGGUUAGAAGCCAACCUCACACAAGACCUGGUUUCGCGCGACUACCCUGCAUUGCGAGACCGUUCGGACUACGACGCCUUCAAGCGGAAGUGGCAAUACCUUUUCGCCUACGCCGGCGCUGGGUUCGCAAAAGGCUACAUUACAUGCCACAUGCUCACGUUUAUCCGCCAAAACGACACACCGGAAGCAUGCGACUGA
Mycena indigotica is the source of this 1401-nucleotide messenger RNA. Its product is annotated as Cyclopropane-fatty-acyl-phospholipid synthase. The coding region runs from base 1 to 1401 and encodes 466 amino acids. Gene Ontology annotation, biological process: lipid biosynthetic process. The transcript has 11 exons. The record is from RefSeq and is a predicted model, not a curated record. Lineage: Eukaryota; Fungi; Basidiomycota; Agaricomycetes; Agaricales; Mycenaceae.